Onthophagus taurus is the source of this 1902-nucleotide messenger RNA. Its product is annotated as juvenile hormone esterase-like. The record is from RefSeq and is a predicted model, not a curated record. Lineage: Eukaryota; Metazoa; Arthropoda; Insecta; Coleoptera; Scarabaeidae.
AUGAGAAUUUUUAUAUUUAUCAUCCAAAUUUUCUUCGGAUUAUGUCAACGAGAAAAUCAUUAUCAAACAAACUCAAUUCCACAACCUUUUGUGGUGGUGGAACAAGGAAAGCUGAAAGGAAUGAUGAGUACAAAUUGGAAAGGGGGAAAAUUUUUUAGUUUUUUAAAUAUUCCUUAUGCUAAGAAACCAAUAAGAGAGCUUAGAUUUAAAGAUCCUUUACCCCCCGAAAAAUGGGAUGGAAUAAGAGAUGCCACAACAAAUAUGCCACGAUGCAUUCAACAUAACAUAAAUCAAGAAAUAAUAGGGAAAGAAGAUUGUUUAUAUUUAAACGUUCAUACAUACAGAUUAAUUGGAGAAGCACCUGUUAUGGUUUUUAUUCACGGUGGUGAUUAUUUAAGAAACACGGGAAGUUCAGAAAUGUUAGGGCCGGAAUAUUUAAUGGCGGAAGAAAUCGUAUUAGUUAGCUUUAAUUAUAGAUUAGGAUUUUUUGGAUUUCUUAACUUUGAAAACUCAAACGUUGGGGUUCCUGGUAAUGCUGGGUUAAAAGAUCAAGUAAUGGCUUUGGAAUGGGUUAAAACUAACAUUGCAAAAUUUGGUGGUGAUCCAAAUAAAAUCACUAUUUUCGGGCAGGAUGUUGGAGGAACAAGUGUACACCUUCACAUGAUGUCACCGAUAUCACAACCUUUAUUUCACCAAGCAAUAGCUUUAAGCGGAACUGCUCUUCAUACUUGGUCGAUGGGUAGCAAAGAUACAGGGUUGGUUCUGGGUCGAUUAUUAGGAUAUAGAGAUAGAUAUCCAACGAUGAUAUUAAAGAAGUUGCAGAGGACUAAAGCCGCGGAUAUAAUGGAAAUGCAAGAAGAUUUAAUCUCGUUGGCGUUUAAUCAUAAGCGUUUAAUCGGUCCAAUUAUUGAAUCGGAACACAACGGAACAAUAUUUCUAUCAGAAUCGCCGUUUUUAAUAUUAACGAAAGGUGCAUUUAAAAAAUGUCCCUUUAUACUAGGAGCAACAAAUAAACCAUCUUUAUUUUACGAUAUUAUUGACUUAAAAACAACCGGGAUGAUAAAUUCACUCGAAAUUAAUCAAAUUAUUCCGUAUACAUUACAACUCAAUCGAUUCACUCAAAUGCUUGUGCUGGAAGAAAUUUCUCAAGCGUAUAAAUUACAAAGCUUUGAAGUGAGAACGAGGGAAUAUCGAGAACUUUUGGACGAUUUAUUCAUGAAUUAUUUUGUUUACGUUACCGUAAAGAAACAUCUCGAAGCUGAUCAUAAAGAAAUGUAUCUUUAUAAAUUUUCAGCGAGUACCCGAUUAAAUUUAUUUAAAUUUUCUAAUCCUGAAACGGCGAAAGUUCAAGGAGCCUCUCAUUAUGAUGAUAUUGGGUACCUUUUCAGGGCGUCAAAAUCCCCAUCAACAUCUAACCCUGAUUCUAAAGAGGCGAAGUGUUUGGAAAGAUUUAUUGGGUUAUUCGUUAAUUUUGCAAAAACUGGUCAUCCAACUCUCAAAUACAAUUAUUGGACUAAUGUUACGGAAAAAUUUAAUUAUUUAGAUUUUAAAACGGAAUCAAUGAAAAUUGGUGUUAAUCCAUUUAAAAGAAUGGAUUUUUGGGAUGGCAUUUAUAAAAGAUUUGGGUCGGAAUAUUUUAGCGAAAAAAUAUUUGCCAAAAAACAAUUUCAAGAUGUAAAUGAGAACCAUGAGGAGGUAAAAUGUAAUAGAUUGAUGCUUAAUGGGUAUAAAAUGUUUUCUGGGGAUGGAAGUGGAGAAAUUUUGAGUGAAAAUUCAGGUUCAGAUAGCGAUGUUGAUGCUGAUUUUACCACAAAUUAUGAAAAUAUAACGGAUGUUUCAUUAAAUCUUAUCGAUGUAAGUACAAUUCCAUCCGAAAUUGCUACACAACAAGAAAAUAAUUAG